AUGUCUCAGAGCGAAAGUCACAGCGGCGUGAACCAGCUCGGCGGUGUGUUUGUCAACGGUCGGCCGCUGCCAGAUUCAACCAGACAGAAAAUCGUGGAACUCGCCCACAGCGGGGCUCGGCCGUGUGACAUCUCCCGAAUCCUGCAGACCCAUGCAGAUGCAAAAGUCCAAGUGCUGGACAAUCAAAACGUGUCGAAUGGCUGUGUGAGUAAAAUUCUGGGGAGGUAUUACGAAACUGGCUCCAUCCGACCGCGGGCAAUCGGAGGUAGCAAACCGAGAGUAGCGACUCCAGAAGUUGUAAGCAAAAUAGCGCAGUAUAAACGGGAGUGCCCCUCCAUCUUUGCUUGGGAGAUCCGAGACAGAUUACUUUCGGAGGGGGUCUGUACCAACGAUAAUAUACCCAGCGUGUCUUCGAUCAACAGAGUCCUCCGCAACCUGGCUAGCGAAAAGCAACAGAUGGGUGCAGAUGGAAUGUAUGACAAGCUGAGAAUGCUGAACGGGCAGACCGGGACUUGGGGCACGAGACCUGGCUGGUACCCGGGGACAUCAGUGCCAGGACAGCCGACGCAAGAUGGCUGCCCUCAACAAGAAGGAGGGGGUGAAAACACCAAUUCCAUCAGUUCAAAUGGAGAAGAUUCAGACGAGGCCCAGAUGAGACUUCAGCUGAAAAGGAAACUACAAAGAAAUCGGACCUCCUUUACCCAAGAACAAAUUGAAGCGCUUGAGAAAGAAUUUGAGAGAACUCAUUAUCCUGAUGUGUUUGCCAGAGAGAGACUAGCUGCCAAAAUAGACUUGCCUGAAGCAAGAAUACAGGUGUGGUUUUCGAAUAGGAGGGCAAAAUGGAGACGGGAAGAGAAACUAAGGAAUCAGAGAAGACAAGCCAGCAACACCCCCAGUCACAUUCCCAUCAGCAGUAGUUUUAGCACGAGUGUCUACCAACCGAUCCCACAACCCACAACACCUGUUUCCUCUUUCACAUCAGGUUCAAUGCUGGGCAGAACAGACACCGCGCUAACAAACACAUACAGUGCUUUGCCACCCAUGCCUAGCUUCACAAUGGCUAACAACCUGCCUAUGCAACCCCCAGUACCCAGCCAGACUUCCUCUUACUCUUGCAUGCUGCCCACAAGUCCGUCAGUAAAUGGGAGGAGCUAUGAUACAUAUACCCCUCCUCACAUGCAGACACAUAUGAACAGCCAGCCAAUGGGCACCUCUGGCACCACUUCAACAGGUCUUAUUUCCCCUGGAGUGUCAGUUCCUGUUCAAGUUCCCGGCAGUGAACCUGAUAUGUCUCAAUAUUGGCCAAGAUUACAGUAA
This is a messenger RNA of Rhineura floridana, 1317 nucleotides long. It is a transcript of the gene PAX6, whose product is annotated as paired box 6. The coding region runs from base 1 to 1317 and encodes 438 amino acids. The transcript has 11 exons. NCBI's taxonomy places the organism in Eukaryota, Metazoa, Chordata, Lepidosauria, Squamata, Rhineuridae. Gene Ontology annotation, biological process: regulation of transcription by RNA polymerase II; anatomical structure development. Gene Ontology annotation, molecular function: RNA polymerase II cis-regulatory region sequence-specific DNA binding; DNA-binding transcription factor activity, RNA polymerase II-specific. The record is from RefSeq and is a predicted model, not a curated record.